AUGGGUCCUACAAUGUCUGUAGGUGAGAUAAAACCUGCGGAGUAUAUGAAGAUGAUUUCGUCAUUGAAGCCAAAUAUAUGGGCUAGUUUGGCAGAUGAAGUGCCUGCAUGGACUUCUGAAAAGAGAAACAGGACUUCAGUGGAUCGGACUGUGCAAUGGCUUGAUGACUGCAUUGCCUUAGAUCUGUGUGUGUCAUGGCUCUGUAUUCGACUUCAGCCUUUAGUUUCAGAUUCCAGUUUUGGGAUUCUUUUUCAAGUAUCAGAAGAAGGUUUUGUGUCAUUGAAACACAGACUGUGCAACCACAAAAAUCCUGUUUCUUUUGUGGCAUGGAGCCCUGAUGAUACAAUGCUACUGACAUGUGGAAACCAUGAAGUCCUCAAACUAUGGGAUGUGGAGACAGGAAACUGCAAGCACACAUUUGGUGAGCGGACCCCUGUUGUCACCUUGUGUGCUUGGUUUCCUGAUUCAAAGAGGCUGGUCUCUGGUAGCUCUGACCCAAAAAAUUGUAUCUACACAUGGGACCUCAAUGGCAAUGAGCUGGAGGCGUGGAAAAGGGGGAGGUUGCCUAAGGUCUCAGACCGUGCUGUGACACUUGAUGGGGAUCAUCUGAUCAGUGUCUUUCAUGAGAAAGAGAUUCGCAUAUACAAAUUCAGGACAAAAUCAGAGCAGAUUAUCUCAGAGGAGAAUGCUAUCACAUCGCUUUUUGUUUCUAGAGAUGGUUGA
Messenger RNA from Nelumbo nucifera (sacred lotus), 723 nucleotides. The record is from RefSeq and is a predicted model, not a curated record. Lineage: Eukaryota; Viridiplantae; Streptophyta; Magnoliopsida; Proteales; Nelumbonaceae.